Aspergillus tanneri is the source of this 735-nucleotide messenger RNA. RefSeq lists its product as uncharacterized. The transcript is spliced from 5 exons. The coding region runs from base 1 to 735 and encodes 244 amino acids. NCBI's taxonomy places the organism in Eukaryota, Fungi, Ascomycota, Eurotiomycetes, Eurotiales, Aspergillaceae. The record is from RefSeq and is a predicted model, not a curated record.
AUGACAGUCGCUGUAGGUAACCCAUCCCCGGCUAUGACAGGGAGACCUGUUGGUGUCACUGCUAAGGUCAAGGUCGUGCGAUGCACCAUCAGAAUUGCAGCUGUAUCGGCGCCUUCUUCAUUUCAGUAUCGCUCGCGCUGUCCUUUGGCCCAACAGCAUCCCUCGGGUCGUCCUGCAGCUUCACCCGUGUAUGAACAAGGCGUACGGCCUGCAACCGAAAAACGUGUAAUUAGCAGCCCUGUUCCCACCCGACUGCUGGCGCGGUAUAUCGGAUUCCUUAUGUCGAAACUCGGCUACUUCACCCGUGGUAUAUUUUUGGCUCUGCUCUUGCGCUCGCCGGAGCCACGCUGUUGUACAGUCAAGCUGGACACCCCCACCUCGGCAAUCUACGGGUAUAAUGCCCUCAUCGGCAUCGGAGGGGGCAGCUACUUCAUGAGCUCUUUCGGCGUUGCACCCGCGGUGGUUGCUCCGAGUGAGAUCUUUGAUGCGAUUGGCGUUCUCAGUGUGGGCCAGGGUCUGGCAAUCUUUUCAUUUCCAUAUGGUGGGAAGUAUCAGCUCCUACCUGUCGGAGACUGGGAGUGCUCUUCAGACCACCUGACGACCGAGCAACAGGCUCAGGUUGCUCAUGCUAUUGUCAAGGCUUUGGAUAUGGUCUAUCUUCCUGCCAUUGCGGGCUCCGCGCUGAGUUUCCUGGCUUCGUUGUUUCUCGGGAAAGGUGCAGUAAACUGGUUCUAG